Molecule: messenger RNA, 1169 nt
Organism: Chlorella variabilis
Lineage: Eukaryota; Viridiplantae; Chlorophyta; Trebouxiophyceae; Chlorellales; Chlorellaceae
Exons: 5
Coding region: 10-1155 (381 amino acids)
Cellular component (GO): chloroplast
Source: RefSeq, a predicted model, not a curated record
CGUCAUUUGAUGAUUGGAAUAGCGCGUCACGUUGCAGCCGGGCGCCUGCUGCGGCAACCCCCAACAACCCUCACCUGUUUACCCGCGAGGCCUGCAUCAGGGAGAAGGCCUCCAAUUGAGGCCAAUGCGGCUGGGGCAGGAGGCCGCCUGGGUGGCGCGCAAAAGAAGAACAUUGGUGCAAGCAUUCUAUCUUCCGUCCUGAGCCUCUCUUCAGCGCCCUACAGCUCGUACGUGCCCGAGCCCAAGACAUUUUUGCACCACGCCAGCGCUGAGGCGAAGCAGCUAUGGACAGUAGCAGCGCUGGUCAUCAUGGCGCGCGCCGCGCUGCCUGUGCGCCUGGCCAUUGCGGGGCUGCUGGUGGCGGCUACGAUGGUGGCGUUGCCGCAGCGGCUGUGGCAGCCACAGCUGUUGCGGCUGGGCAGCCUGUGCGGCGUGCUCUUCCUCUUCACCCUCAUCGGCGGCGAAUUGGCCCCCGUACAGAGUAAUCGCUCCGUCGGCGUCAGCAUGGCAUCUGCCACCAGUGCUGCCGCUGUGGCUGGCGACCUGCCCGUCAGCAUGGCGCAGCUGGGCGCACCGCCAUACCGUUACGUGCUGCUGCACCUCGGGUGGAUCACCGUCACAAAGCGCAGCCUGAACCUGGCUCUGGCCUUUGCGGGCCUCACCUUUGCCGCGCUGCAGUCGGCCAGCCUGUGCCUGGUGACAACGCCACCAGAGGGGAUGGCGCGGGCGGUGGGCCGUGCCCUGGGCCCGCUGGGCGUGUUGGGCUUGCCCAUCAAAGAGCUGGUGCUGACCAUGUUGCUGGCGCUGCGGUUCAUGGCUACGGUGUUUGAGGAGUGCCGAAACUUGUGCCUAGGGCUGGCCAGUCGCGGUGUGGACUGGCGUCAACAGGGCCUGCGCGGCACGCUGGCCAUCUGUGUCGGCAUGGGCAGCAAGCUGUUCAUCAACUUGAUGGCGCGGUGCGACAACAUCGCGGUGGCUAUGGCGGCCCGCGGCUUCCGGGGCCCGCAGCAGCACGUGCUGUACCCCGCAGGAGCAAGCGAGGCGGCAGAGGCCCCAGCGGCAGUGCCGCGCGGCCUGCAGCUGCCAUCUGCAGCCGACGUUGGCAUCCUUGCAUGCCUUGCCCUGCUGUUCGCUGCCAGCUGCACCGUUAUCUAAACACGGGCUCCUCC